AUGGAAGUUAUGGAGCACCUCCACACCGUCCUUAUUUCCAACCGUGGGGAAAUUGCAUGCAGACUUAUCAAAGCUGCAAGUAAGCUAGGGAUUCGUACUAUUGCCAUAUACACGCCUCAAGAUAGUGCUUCACUCCAUGUCCGUGCUGCAUCUGAGGCAGUCGAGUUGUCUGGCCCAGCUAAAUCUGCGUACUUGGACGGUGAUCAAAUAAUUGCAAUCGCCAAGAAGUAUGGCAGUCAAGCUAUCAUCCCUGGCUAUGGCUUCCUCUCCGAAAACACAGCCUUUGCUAGAUCGGUUGCUGAAGCGGGCAUGGUCUUCAUAGGUCCUUCUCCAGAAGCCAUCGACUCUUUUGGCCUCAAGCAUACAGCCAGGACGCUUGCUGUCAAGGCUGGUGUGCCCGUCGUCCCAGGCUCCCAGGAGCUACUCGAAAGCGAGGAUGAUGCCGCUGCUACAGCCUCAUCCCUGGGCUAUCCCGUUAUGCUCAAGGCAACGGCUGGCGGAGGCGGUAUGGGUUUGCUUAUCUGCGCAGACGAGUCUGAGGUCCGAACUAACUUCAAGACGGUAAAGUCCAGGGGCGCCUCGCUGUUCAAGAAUGCCGGUGUCUUUCUGGAACGCUAUUACCCCGACAGUCAUCACAUUGAAGUCCAGGUUUUUGGCAACGGAAAAGGAAAAGCCAUCAGCGUAGGAGAGCGAGAGUGUUCAAUUCAGCGCAGGCACCAAAAGGUCAUUGAGGAAUGUCCCAGCCCAUUCGUCAUGACACACCCCAAGCUUCGCCAGGAUUUGACGAGCUGCGCUGUCCGCCUAGCAGAGAGCAUCAACUACGGCUCUGCAGGUACUGUUGAGUACCUGGUCGACGACGCGACUGGAGAUUUCUUCUUUCUAGAAAUGAACACUCGACUGCAGGUCGAGCAUGGCAUCACAGAACUCUGCUACGAGGUAGAUCUCGUCGAGUUGAUGUACAGGCAGGCAGAUCGAGAAAUUGGUGGAUCAGGAGGCUUGACUCCCGAAGAGCUCUCAACACUACAAACGAGAUGCCUGGAGCCCAAGGGUCAUGCUAUCGAGGCGCGGGUAUACGCUGAAAACCCGGCCAAGGACUACGAACCAAGCCCGGGUAUGCUGCAAGAAGUCUGUUGGCAUGAGUCCGAAGGAACACGAGUCGAUACAUGGAUUCGGGCUGGUAUGACUAUCAGCCCAGAUUAUGACCCGCUUCUGGCAAAGGUUAUGCAUCAUGCCUCUACAAGGGAGGGUGCAGUCGCUGGCCUGGAGGAAGCUCUGAGCAAAAGCAACAUUUGCGGUCCUCCGGUCAACGUCGAGUUUCUUGUUGCCAUACUUCAAGACGAGACAUAUCGGAAAGGAAACACAAUCACAAAGUUCCUGGAAACUUUCAACUUUGUUCCCGCAGCCAUAGAUAUCCGCUCUGGUGGUGCCUAUACCCUAGUCCAAGACUAUCCAGGCCGGCCAUCGGUAGGUCAUGGAUUCGGUCAUUGCGGUCCUAUGGACCCCAUGGCAUUUCAGAUCGCUAAUCUUCUUGUUGGAAACGACGUUGGUAUUGAAGGCCUCGAAAUUACCCUCGACGGGCCCGACAUGGUCUUCUUGGGCGAUGCCAUUGUGGCCAUUUGCGGCCCUCCUGUUCCAGUACAGGUUGAUGGCGCUACGGUUUCUCAAUGGACUCGAUUACAUAUCAAGUCCGGGCAGAGGCUUACCAUCGGCAGACUGUCCUCCCAUUGCCGAGCCUAUCUCUCUGUGUAUGGAGGGUUUACCAAUGUGGCUAAGUGGUACAAUAGCAAAGCCACGAACCCACUUGCCAAUGUGGGCGGGUACCAAGGGCGUCCUUUACGCACAGGAGACUUCCUACGAAUAUUCGACUCAAGUAAGCUGCCUGUAUUCCAAGAUGUAUCGAUACCCGUUCAUCUUCGGCCAACAUACACGGAGGACUGGACACUUCGAGUCAUGAGUGGGCCCUACGAAACAGGCUAUCUCACACCCGAGUACAUCGAAACACUAUACAGUACAUCUUGGGAAGUCAGUCACAAUGCUGCACGGGGCGGUAUUCGACUUUUGGGUCCGCGUCCGGAGUUUGCGAGAGCAAACGGAGGCGAAGGCGGAGCUCAUCCAAGCAACGUCGUUGAAUACGGGUAUCCUAUUGGUGGGCUUAAUUUCACUGGCGACGAGCCAGUUAUCCUGCCUGUCGACUGCCCAGAUCUUGGUGGAUUCAUCUGCAACCUGACAGUCACUAAAGCCGAUAUGUGGAAGCUUGGACAGCUGCGCUCUGGUGACAAGGUCAGGUUUCAACGUGUGAGCAUCGAUACAGCUGUUGAUCUCAACAGAGGGAACCAGAACUUCAUCCAACAAUUGUCUUCCUGUAUCAAGGGAGAGUCUUGGACUGGGGUAACACCACUGCACGAUUCAGUUGUAUCGGAGCAGGCCUCCAACGAACCAGCUGAUCUUCUCAAGGUCAUUAGCCCUCACUCUGGACGACCUAAAGUCUCUUACAGGGGAGGAGCUGAUAGCUAUAUACUUGUCGAGUACGGCGAGGGUGUUUUCGACCUCAACAUGACCUGUCGGGCAUCACAGCUAAAGGCUACACUCGAGCAGUCUCAAGGUCAAGGUCAGCAAUCUGCUAUCGUCAAUAUGGUCAGCUGUGCCAGCUCUCUAGCUGUCUUUUACGACUCAUUAAAAGAAUCGAGAGAUAUCAUGCUAGCAAGACUUGUGAAAGCGGAGGAGCUUCUAGAUGGGGUUGGAGACGUCAAGAUUCCCGUCCGACGUUUCAAACUGCCAGUCGCGUUCUCGCAUGCCAAGUUAACCGACUGUGUCGAGAGAUACAUGCUCACCCAGCGUUCCAUCGCGGCAUAUCUUCCUGAUCCCGUCAAGUUCGUGGCUGACCAUAACGGAUUAACUCCCGAGGAGCUCAAGAAGACGAUCCUCAAGGCAGAGUCAAUCAUUUUCGCGGUUGGAUUCGUCAUGGCUUUGCCAGUCCUGAUUCCGAUCGAUCCUCGUCUUCGUCUCAACUCGCCUAAGAUGAAUCCAAGUCGCACAUUCACCCCGGAAGGAUGUCUGACCAUGGGAGGAAGCUCUUUCUCUAUAUACCCUGUCGAUGGUCCAGGUGGAUACAUGCCUGUUGCGAUGACGAUGCCAUGUCUCGAUUUGUUCACUUCCAAGCAUGGCUUCAGUAAGACUGAGCCAUGGCUCUUCCGUCCACUAGACAUGAUCUCGUUUUAUGAGGUUACGGAAGAUGAGUAUGAUGCCAAGUUGAGAGACUUCAAGCGUGGGGUAUAUGAGUUUGACAUUGAGAAUGCGAUCUUUGACCUUGCAGCACACAACAAGCUUCUUCAAGAAGCAUCGGAUGACAUCCAGCGGCUCAAGGAGUAUCGCGCACCUCAUCGCGCAGCGACAGUCGCUCUUGAGAAGGAACUGGUCGAGAAGUGGCACGAGAGUAAGCAGACAACGGAUGCGCAGAAGGAUGGAACCGAAGUGCUGUUACAAGAUCCGAACAUGGAGAUUGUUGAGUCUCCCAUCAAUGCUAAUGUAUGGAAGGUAUUAGUCAAGGAUGGUGAUGUCGUGAAAGCUGGGCAGAGUCUUGUUAUUCUUGAAGCUAUGAAGAUGGAAGUUCACGUCAAGGCGGACUCACGUUUUGUUGGCAAUACGAUAGAGAGGGUUUGGACAGUACCUAUUUGUGCAAAGGGCGGUUUCAAAUGCGUGUCCCAAAACGAUUGGGCCCCUCCUAAACGUGGACGACAGCACAGGCCAAGGAAGAAUUAUCAACAAAUAGCAAACCUCUCAUCGCCAGCGCAAGCACCUUCAGACUCAGGGAACAAUAGUCCAGCUUCAGCUUCAGAGUCCGAGUCAGAUCAUGACACCCAGCAGGACCAGGACCAGGCGCAGGAGCCCAGUAUCAGCGCGGACAUGGAUAUAUCGGAGGACGUGGGCGCUGGUUCUUCUAACAAUUUAGUAGAGGAGCCAGCAUCUGAUGGCUCUGACCAACUUGCGAGGACUGCACUGGCCCGCUUCUUCAACGACCAUGUCGAUACAGAAUGGUGGCAGAUUUUCCAGACCAGCGAUAACUUUCGGAUUGCUUACAUCGGCACCAACGCUUCAAACAUGGCCCAUUUACUCAGUCUGCGUCAUUUCCAUCGCACCUUGGGCUGUCAACAGUCUCAGUCGCCUCUGCCAUCAGGUUUUCCAGGAGGUCUCCAAGUUGGUGCCGGCGUUGAUGCAUGGAUGUCUUCUUCGGGCUUCCGCUUUGAGGACCCUGUUCAGCCUACUUCGACUGGCACUGGUGACUCUGGAGGAACCUAUCGUCCCAGUGACCCUUCUCUGUUUCCCAAUCAUGGGGUUUGUUUUGGAGACAACUCAGUCGGUCAGUCUGGGGCAUCGUAUCAACCGCCUCUACACUAUCCUUUUCCUCCCAUUCGACCUCUAAAACCAUGGAAACCGAGCCCGUUUGUGAGUCUGCAUCCCUCACAAGAUCCAGCUCAAGACCUUAGCAUGUUCCCAGCCCAGGAAGUUAGAGAUGCUUUACUCCUUGCCUAUUUUAAACAUAUCCACCCACUCUACCCCAUCAUACCAAUGUCGGUAUUUCUCAAACCAGACGGAAAGCUUCAAAACAAACCGCCACUCUUACUCUUCCAAGCCGUACUUCUAGCUGGCGCGCAUGUUUGCACGCAUCCACUGGUCGCCAAAGACAGAUUAGUGGUCAAAAAUGUUUUAUUCAGGCGGGCCAGCAUGCUGUUCCAUCUGCGACACGAAACAGCCCGUCUCCAGCUAGCACAGGCUGCAGUUUUGUUCACGUGGCACGUUAGCGACGGAGAUACAGUCGCUAGUGGUCCCUGGUACUGGAACGGUAUCGCAAUGCGUAUAGCCCUCGGUCUAGGACUCCAUAGAGCUAACAAGCACCUACCUGUUGUCGACCGAAUCAUUAACAAGCGUUUAUGGUGGUCCAUCUUCAUCGCUGAGUCUUUCUGUGCCCUCGAAACAGGACGUCCCAGCUCUAUACAAGCCCACGACUUUGACCAGGAAAUGCUUCGAGAAGACGAUUUCAUUGAUGAGCAAGAUACAGAACUUGCUCAAGGAGCCUCGGAAAAGGAAUCCCGAAACAUGCUUCUCCGCCAUCACCUCUGUAUGGCUGAGCUUGCUAUCAUCAUCUUGGAUGUGCUUGAGCUCAACUCCCCUGUCCCUAAGCGCAAGUUUGACAUUGCUAGCAUCAAUAGCAAGCUCGCAGUAUGGGCGUUGCGGUCUAAUUGUGCUCUUGAUGCUCAGAGUGACGACUUUUGUACAAACCAUUUACGAAUUCACUACAACCUCGUCACCAUGCAUCUAAACCGCAGGAUCGAAGGGCACACGAAUCUCGGCGGUAGAGAUGUCUGCAGUAUGGCAGCUGAGACCAUUCUUUCCUCGCUGGAUCGGAUCGUCAAGCUGGGCGAGAUCAGGCGUUGCCACUUCAGCACUCUAGGCGCGGUCACCGCUGCAGGAAUUCAGUUGGUGCAGGAUCUCAGAGUGGCUGUGAUAUCUCAGUCUUUUAUAACGGCAGUGAGCCUUUCGCAACGCCUGUCGCAGCUAAUUUCUCACGGUGACUCGCUGGCCGAGUACUGGCCUAACGCCACUGCCGUGACGUCGGUCUUUAGCCAACUUCGACAUGAGUAUGAGCAACACAUCUCUACGGGCCUGAAUCAGGCGCAGUCGGUGGAUGCCACCAUUGAGUCACCCGACUGGAAUAGCUUAUUCGCGUCAAUAAACGUGCCGGCGUAUUGGUCACUUGCGGAUCACGAGUGGCUGGGAAACACGAACCUUAGUGAGUUCUCGGAAGACCCGGGUGGUAAUUUAAACAAUGUCCGCCCUGGAGCUUGA
Molecule: messenger RNA, 5844 nt
Organism: Fusarium coffeatum
Lineage: Eukaryota; Fungi; Ascomycota; Sordariomycetes; Hypocreales; Nectriaceae
Exons: 6
Coding region: 1-5844 (1947 amino acids)
Biological process (GO): DNA-templated transcription
Molecular function (GO): ATP binding; DNA binding; zinc ion binding
Source: RefSeq, a predicted model, not a curated record